Molecule: messenger RNA, 919 nt
Organism: Vigna angularis (adzuki bean)
Lineage: Eukaryota; Viridiplantae; Streptophyta; Magnoliopsida; Fabales; Fabaceae
Product: transcription repressor MYB4
Exons: 3
Coding region: 170-829 (219 amino acids)
Source: RefSeq, a predicted model, not a curated record
AACACAGCAAAACCACCAGUCCAAGUCCACACUUCAUCCUCUCUCCUUUACAAAUAUAUAUCCAUCUACCCUCUCUUCUGCCGUUUGUCAGACCUUCCAUCCCUUCUUUUUCUCUCUCUCAUCACAACCUCAACCUCCUACAAAGCUGGACUUCACAAAGAAACAAACUAUGCGAAAACCUUGCUGUGACAAAGAAAACAUCAAUAAAGGAGCAUGGUCUAAGCAAGAAGAUCAAAAGCUCAUUGAUUACAUCAGAGUUCACGGUGAAGGUUGUUGGCGUUCCAUUCCCAAAGCUGCUGGGUUGCAUCGUUGUGGCAAAAGCUGCAGGCUCAGAUGGUUAAACUAUUUGCGACCAGAUAUCAAACGUGGAAUCUUUGCUGAAGAUGAAGAAGACCUUAUCAUCAAACUCCAUGCCCUCCUUGGUAACAGGUGGUCACUCAUUGCUGGAAGAUUGCCUGGAAGAACAGACAAUGAAGUGAAGAACUAUUGGAAUUCUCACAUCCGAAGAAAACUGAUAAAGAUGGGAAUUGAUCCAAAUAACCAUAAGCCACACCAAAGCUUUUCUCGUCCUCAUGCUUCUUCUGCCGAGGCUGCAUCAACAUCCGAAUCCAUGAAUAAUAAAGUUCCUAUCUUCAAAUCUCCACUUGCUGCCACUCAUCAUAGGAUUUCCUUCACAGAACAAGAAUCAGCAAUAAUUUCGUCACCCUCUUUGAAUCUUGACCUAACAAUUGCUUUACCUUCUUCUAUGAUUGGUGCUUUGGAAGACAAGCCUGUACAAAAUUCCGAGUCCACCAAGACACUGGACAUGGAAAUAGAUCUCAACUGUUAGCACAUGUUGCCAAGUACUAUACCAGUAGUAGUAGUAGUGCAUGUUUGUUACAGAAUAUAAUUUUGAAAUAAUAAUAAUUUUUUAAAAGCA